Messenger RNA from Diachasma alloeum, 9769 nucleotides. Its product is annotated as maternal protein tudor. The coding region runs from base 332 to 8359 and encodes 2675 amino acids. The transcript has 8 exons. The record is from RefSeq and is a predicted model, not a curated record. Lineage: Eukaryota; Metazoa; Arthropoda; Insecta; Hymenoptera; Braconidae.
GCCUAAAGACGCCUCUGACAACGGGGGACAACAAAAGUGCCCGAAAAAAAUAUUCCGUCACCUUGAGAACACCCGAGACCCCCGACGAGCCUCAGGUUCAACCAUAUUCUUUCCCAAUUCGUUCGAGCCUCUCCUAAACAUCGUCAAGUCCAGAAAAAAAAUCCGAGAUAGCGGUAAAUUUCCCCUGCCCCCGGACUGAAAAAUCGAUAUAACCGUAGUCGAAAACAAAAGUGUCUAGAAGACAUUUGAAUGUUGUGGGACAACGAUAUCGCUUGAAAGAAGGUUAAACUCUUCUUGAGACAGUUCCAACGGUCAUCGAAGGUGGAUCAAGAUGACAGUCGUCGCGCCGGGCAGGGAGUUCACGAUUUACGUGACCCACGUGGACACAGAGGGUCCUCUCCUUCGGGUGUGGGGACAAAUCGAUAAAGAUGCCGCGAUGAAGAUCGAGUCGUUGAUUGCGUCGAUGAACGUGGGCUUUCAAAAGGGAUUUGGGGCGAUCCAGCGCGAUGCACUGUUGACACCCCACACGACUUGCUGUGCUUAUCACGACGAUGCCUUCUACCGGGCGAGAAUCAUGCGCCCCAACAGUGGACAUGGUACAGUACUGGUGCACUUCCAGGAUUAUGGAAACAUGGAGACUGUUUCGUACGAGAGUAUUAGGAUCCUGAAUGACACCCAGGAGGGAAUUCAGCUCCAAAUCCUGCCGCCAGUCGCCACGGACUUCAUCAUGGCGGAUGUUCUGCCCUUCAAGGAUGGGUGGGAUCAGUCCCUGGUGGAUCACAUCAAGCACACGCUGAGGUAUAAUGAGAUGCCGGCGGUGGUAUGCUCGGUGCUGAAGAACAAAAAGAGAAUGCUGAAGCUCUUUUUCAAUGGAGAGGACUACUCGGAGUACAUGAUCAACAAGAGGAUGGCACUGCCUGCUACCAGUGACGAUCUGGCUAACCUAAUCAGCGGGUCACCGUCACCCCCAGGAGCCCCCUCCAACCAGUACCGACAGAAUCGUCCGAACCAGCCCCACUACCCCCCACAAUCCCAUCACCCCCCUCCUCACCAUCUGCAUGCCUCCCUCGACACCUUCAACCACAACCACUCUCAGAACCACUACAACAACAAUUUCUACCAAAAGCCAAAAUUCCAGAACUACCAGAACUACCCCCGCCAGCCUCAAGAGAACUGGCGCCAGCAGGCCCCCCAGCAGCCUCUCUACGUUCCCCCCCAUCACUGCCCCCCCAAUCCCGCCCCAAACAUCAACUCCCCUCGAUCCCCGGUGAAAUCCACCCCGAAAACCGCCCAAUCCAUGGUAAACCGAGUUCUAAAGUACCGAAGGUACCCAGUCCUAGUCUCCUUCGUGGAAGAUGGGCCCCUGAAGUUCGCAGUGCAGCCCGAGGAGAACCUGGAGGAGCUGACCGACCUGAUGAAGCGAAUAAGUUCAUGUCCCCUCAAGCUGCUGUCAGAGCCCCCAAUUCCAGGAUCAGUUUGUCUGGGUCGUUAUUCCCAGGAUGGGACCCUCAGAAGAGCAGUUGUUCGAUCAGUAACAGACUCCCUCCAGGCAAAAGUCUUCUACAUAGAUUACGGCUCCAGUGAGAUUCUCUCGCACUCUGACAUCUACGAACUACCCCUGGAGUUCGCUCACCCCUACGUAUUCUCGAUAAGAUUCACCCUGAGCAGUGUUCAGUAUUUGAUCGUCAGUGAGCAGAUGAAGAAGUAUUUUCAGGAGUUGGUCGAGGGCAAGAGGAUGAUCCUGGACGUGGUGCCUCCAGAGGACUCGCCACUGAUGCAGUAUGGACACCUCUGGGACAAUGACAACAACAUCUUGGAGAUGCUGAUUGCCAGAUUCCCAGGGUGCACUGAGAAUUGGCCUGAGAGGAGGCCCUUGAACAGGGGAGUCAAGAAGAUGGUCCAUGCCUGCUAUGUCGAGGGAUGCAGCAAUUUUUAUGUUCAGCUUGAUGACGACACGAGUACACUGGAGAGAUUGACGAAGACUCUUGAGGAGUGCAUUAAGACUGCACCUCCUGUCAAGCCUGCGUCGGUCAGACCUGGAUACAAGUGCCUGGCACAUUGCAGUGUUGACUCACAGUGGUACAGGGCGAAGGUCAUCAGAUCAUCUGGGAAUCAGGUCACUGUUCAUUACGUGGAUUAUGGGAAUAAUGAGCUCAUUUCGAUCUCUGCGUUGAGGGCUGUGGGGGGAGAGGUGCUGACGAGGAUCCCAGCUCUGGCGAUCAGGUGUGCUUUGAAUGACUUUCAGGGGAAAGGAUUGCUCGAGGAGGUGGACAAUCUGUUCGAGAAGAUGGUGAUGGAUAAGGUCCUGGAGAUGGUUGUGCUCGAUCAUCAUGCGGAGGGAAUUGUCGUGAAGCUGUUUGAUAAGAAUGUGCAGCCGCAUGUGGAUGUCUUUGAGGAGAUGAACGGGGUUGUGCAGAAGAGUGUGAUGGAGGCACAGAUGAGGAGUAAUGUGCAGACUGGACCUCCGGGACGUGGACGGAGGUCCGGCGUAAAAACGCAACCCCAGGGCCAUCCACAAAAGUUGAAAACCAAAAACGUUAAACACCCACGCGAUGAAAAAGACAGCUGGAAGUCCCCCGAUUUCCCCAAAAAGACCUGUAAGGACGAGGAGAAUGAGCACAAGCAUCAGGAUCUCCAGGCCCAACGCACCGCCCCCCAGGAGUGGACGAACGCCCCCCAGACCGAUAGAUUUCCCCCUCGAAACGACCGAAACGAUCGACCCAGCAGGGACUACCCCCGCCAGGAUCGCAAUGAAAAUCAACCCGAACGUUCGCCCCACGACUUCGCCCCGAGGACCUCAGACAGGUCCAGCCGAUCAAAACCGAUGACUCCCCCCUCUCGAUCAGAGCGAAAUUCCUCGAUGGAAAAAGCCUGGAGUGACAAGGACUCCGACACCUCCUCCAGAAGUGGCGGAAGACGUGGGGAACGUCCCCCUCGAGGAGGAGGCACCAGACCCCAGAGAAACGACUUCCAACGCUCCCCACGUGACUCCGAGUCCAGUGAGAGCAGUUACAAGUCCCCGAGGCCAUCGAGCAACUCGAAUAAUCCAGGAGGAAGAUCCCCAAGGAACUUCAGUGGCAACAGCAGACGUCAGAACGACAACAGAGACUCCAGAAGACUCUCUUCCACACCCUCCUACCAAUCCCCACCCUCCUCGAGCCCUUCCUCGCCCCCUAAACCCCAGAAACCCCAACAACUGAGGAUUCCACCUCCCAAUGUCACCCUGGGAGCCAUCAAGAACUGUGAACUCAUCCAUAUCGUCAGUCCCCUGGACUUCUGGGUCAUCCUCCAUCCUGAUUACCAGGAGCUUGAUGGAUUAAUGAUGAAAAUCUCUGCUAUCUACAAAUCAGGAGGUGAGGCGAUCCCUCAAGCUUCAAUAAAACCUGGAACAGACUGCAUUGCUCAGUUCUCAGAGGACUCUGAGUGGUACAGGGCAACUGUGGAAGAGGUGAGUCCCUCAGGAGCUAAAGUUCGUUUUGUGGAUUACGCAAAUUGCGAAGUUGUCCCCUUCGACAAGAUCAAGGGGAUCAAGGAGGAGGUCUGCAAGCUCCCAGCCCAGGCGGUGCGAGUUAAACUCCUGGCAGCCGUUGAAAAAAACUGGGAUCCCAUGGAAAUCGACGCAUUCACAUCAGCUCUCGAGCUCAAACCCCUGGAGGCGGAAUUCGUUGGACUCGAGAGGAAAAUUUAUACAGUUCUUCUUCGAGAAGUUGUUGAUGGGGUACCACAGACGCAGUACAUCAACGAGCAGUACAGCAACGGUGCGGAUUUGAUGGGGGCCAAGGAGUUGUCAAGGAACAGAAGCAGAAAGUCGACUCAAUCGAGGAGACCCAGGUCAGCACCACCGGAUUAUGCUCCUAUGGAUCAGAAGUGGAAGGAUCUUGCUGUUGAUCUCGAGGAGAGGCUUGAGGUCAUGGUGACGUGGUCUAUGAACCCUCAUAAUUUUUACUGCCAGUCUUUGAAGGCUGAGGAGGAGUUCAAGAAGAUGAUGCACGAUAUCCAGAGGGCUUACGUGGGGAGAACACCUGUGGAGGAGCCUCUGGAGGUGGGGACUGCUGUCAUUGCUGUCUUUGCUGAUGAUGGGGCGUUCUAUCGAGCUGAGGUACUCGAGUUGAAUAAGCUCAGGGGGAAUAUCGUCAGGUACGUGGACUUUGGAAACUGCGCGAUGGUCGAGACUAAGAAAACAUUCAGGGUCGAGAGGCAGUUUAUGGAGAUGCCCAAGCAGGCGUUCAACUGCACUCUGAAGAAUGUGAUUCCCGUCAGUGGGAACAACUGGACGAAGUCGAAUUCUCAUGAGAUCGAUAAGCUUUUUAAUGUGGAGAGGUUUAAGUGCUGCUUCCACGAGGUCAAGGACAAUAAGUACACUGUGUCGAUGAUGUUUGAGGGGAAGGAUCUGGCUGGGAUCAUGGUGGAGAGGGGUCUCGCUGAUUUCGCUGUCUCUUCGAGUGUCGUGGAGGAGCCGGAAGUGGUGAAGUCGAGGGAUAGUGCAGCUGUUGGGCAGCCUGAGGAGGAGGGGAGUGGUCACGAGCAGCAACCGGUGAGGAUCGAUAUCAGCAGGCUCGAGGGACAGACUCUCAGGGUCAAGGUGUCCAAUGUCGAGGGACCUGGCAGAUUCCAUGUCCUACUGCCUUCUGCUGGAGAGUGCGAGAAGGGAGUCGCUGAUUUCAUGGAUGGAAAGAGUGCUGAGGUGUUGCCGAAACUGUCGAAGCGUGAGGUGUUCCUUGGCUCAGGUUGUCUAGUUGAAACCAAGGGUGGAUGGCAGCGUGCCGUUGUCAUAAGUACCUCACGAUCCACUGGCUUUGACGUCAGGCUCAUUGACACUGGAGCCAAACUAGUGAUACCAAUGGACUGCAUGCUGGCGUUGCCACCGCAACUCGCAGUUAUGCAGAAUCAAGCAGUUGAAUGUUACGUGAAAAAUGCGAAAUCCGACGCUGAUAUCGAUAAAAAGUUCAAGGCAACGGUGGGGGAUAAUGAAGUCAUAAUUCGAGUCGAAAAUGUCGAUAAUAAUAGGCUCGCAGUAUCAAUCUUCAACACUUCCGGCCACAAGAUCCAGCUGACCCCCACCGACCCACCCGAAACCAUCUCGUCCCUCCUCCCCAUGCCAAUAAUCCACUCAGCGAACAAAGUAACAAUAUCUCACAUAAACCACUCCAAGAGUCUCUACCUGCAACGAGUAUCAGACAUCCCAGUACUGCAGUCCCUCCUGGACGAGCUCUUCAACUACUACUCGACCUCAGGACGUCCCCUGGCCCCCCAGAGGGCGCCCUCGAGGCUCUGCGCAGCCCAGAGUGAGGACGAGAACUGGUACCGAGCGAAGAUCCUCGAGGCCACCCAGACAGGAGCCCUGGUCCAAUACCUGGACUAUGGAAACCCAGAGGAAGUCCCUUCCCACUUACUGAAGGAACUCGAGCCCCAGCACAUGAUCAAACCCCAGCUGUCCCUGGAGGUCUCCCUAUCAGUGACCCUAAAAGGAUCAGAAUCAGAACAGUCAGAGGCACUGAAACCCCUCCUCCUGGACAAGGAGUUCACCGCCUCCCUCUACAACAUCCGAUCAAAAUGGAUAGUCGAGCUUGAAGACCCCCCAGGUACGAAAAUAAGCGAGACCCUGGGGUCGUUGAACCUUCUCCAACCAGAGGAAGAGCCAAAGAAACUGGAGAUCGACCCCUCAGAGCCAGAGGACCUGAUCGUGGGAGGAAAAUACAAGAUAGCAGUGACCCACGCAGACAACCCAGCCCAGUUCUACAUCCAACGUCUUCGAGACGUGCCGACGAUCGACGAUCUCCAGGAGAAACUGCAGUCAGAGGUCUCUGGCUACUCUCAGGUCGAGGGGAUCCCAGAGGAGAACCUCUUCUGUGCUGCGACGUACUCGGCAGACGGUCUCUGGUACCGAGCUGAGGUAAUCGAUGCUGAUGAGGACAUUGUCACCGUCAGAUUCGUGGACUUUGGUAACACAGACAGCAUCACUGACAUCAAGAGUGGGAUAAGGCACCUGCCAGAGUCGAUGAAGUCGAUCAAGAGGUAUGGGAUCAAGUGCAGAUUGGAUCUGAUUCCUUCUGGGGAGGAGGACUGGUCCGAGGGGACUUGUGAGAAGUUCCUGGGGAUGGCGACAGCUGAGGAGUUCAUUGAUGCUGUGCUGAUUGCAGAUGGCAAUCCCAAGAGGCUGGAGUUGUUCGUUGGGGAUGAGAACAUUGGGGACAAACUUGUGGAGGAGAAACUGGCGAUCAAAGUGCACGGAGUCGAGGACAUUUUCGACGAGAUUGUUCACAGAGAGUUGGACCCAAGAUCGGCUUUCGUCAGUCACAUCAAUUCUCCUAGUGAGUUCUGGGUGCAGGAGGAAAAGUUUGUGGCGGAUUUGGAGACCAUUGCUGAUAGGUUCGUCGUGGCUGACAUGUUUGGGAGGAUUGAGGAAGUACAGGAGGGGGCUCUGUGUGUUGCUAAAUUCCCUGAGGAUCAGAACUGGUACAGGGCGAGGAUUAUUUCUCAUGGAGACACUGGGACCAAUGUGAUUUACAUCGAUUACGGGAACUCCGCAGUUUCUACGGAAAUCAGGCAGAUCCCUGAGGAUCUUGCUGCUAUUCCUCCUCUGUCCAGGAAAUGCUGUCUUCCACUUCCUGAGGGGGUGGAGCAGUGGUCUGAGAAGGCUUGUGAGGAGUUCUCCAGGAUGGCUGACGAUGGAGCUACGAUUUUUAUCCUUGAGGUGGUUGAGGAGGGAGAAACUUCCAAGGUGAAGCUCAUUCUGGAGGAGAAGGAUAUCUCAGAGGAACUCGGGGAACUCUGUGAGAAACCAGUGGCAGUUAUUGAGGAGAGGCUUUCGCCUUUGGGGGAAGAGACAUCUCCGAAUGUCGUGGUGAGCCACGUGGUGUCCCCCAGCGAGUUCUGGCUGCAGGCAGACUACAAGAUGGCAGAUCUGGAUGUGAUGGCAGAUCAUCUGGAGAACGCCCAUAGCUUCCUCCCCCUGAAUACCCUAUCAGAGGGCACCAUCUGUGCAGCAAGGUUCCCAGAGGAUAACCUGUGGUAUCGAGCCAAGAUCCUCUGUCAUUCAGAGUCAGAAACAGAGGUUCUUUACAUCGACUACGGGAACUCUGCAGUGACCAGUGAACUUCGAGCUCUGCCUGAGGACAUCAUCAAGAUCCCCCACCUCUCCAUGUUCUCAUCCCUCAAACUUCCUGAGGACCUCGAGUGCUGGUCCCAAGAGGCUUGCGAAAAGUUCAUCGAACUAGUUGCUGACGGUGCGACUAUGUUCGAGUAUGAAGAGUUGGCCGAGGACGAUCCCAGUCUCAUCAAACUGUCUCUGAAUGGGCAGGACGUUGUGGAGAUUCUAGCUCCCCUCUGCAAGAAGAAACAAACUCCUGAAAUUGAUGAGGAGCUCCGAGAGGAAGUCGCCAAGAUUCAGAACAUGAGGGACAGUGUUUUCGAUGAGACUUCAGACAGUUUUUUCCAGAUCCAGCAUGAGGUCAAUGUCGAGAAGACCAGGGAGGAGAUUGUCAGCAAAUUCGGGGACAUGAUCAUUCAGACUGAGAGCAUCACUGAGCAUGUCUCCAGCAGCACUUCGGGAAUCGAAGGGACUGGGAAUUCGGACCAAUCAUCAACGAAUAUUUCUGUUAAGAUGGAUUCAUCUCCUGAUGCCACUCUGCAGAAGCCUGAGGAAGGGGUUGCGGAGAGCACAGAGGCAGACACGCUGGAAGGGGCCAAGGAGGGCUCUUCUAUCCCUAGGGAGCUCACAGCUGAUGAUAUUGUUGAGCUGUACUCUCAACCACCUUCUGAGGGCCCUGAUGAGGUUGGAGAUGAUGGGGAGGUGGGUGGAAGUAGAGAUACUACUGGAGAUGAGGCAGCUGUUCCAGUUGCUGCGGGAGAGGUCAUUCAAGAUGGUGGGGAGACAGAAGCUCCAGUUGCUGAGACAAAAAAUUCUCUGGACAUUCUGGAGAGCUGUAAAAGCAUCACCGAAGUUUCCGGAGUGGACUUGAGCACCACAGAAUCCUUGAAGGACGACAAGGAAUCCCCAGAAGAAGAAAAUCAUCAUUCAACCCUUCUGGACGAUCAAACCACCCCAGACACCAUCAACAAGCUCUCCCAACUCAACUUGAACGAGACUACAGAAACACCAAAAUCAUCCCUAACGUGCGACGAACCAGAUCCAUCCAUCAACUCCAAAGAAAAUCUCAGUAUUGACUUGAGCCAAGUGAGCGUUGACGCAGACAAACCCCCAAAUGGCGAAGUGCCUCCAAAGUCCCCAGGAACUCCUAAGACCCCUCACUGUGAGAAGCUAGUCUCUGGAGUAGUCACAGAUCAUCGAAUCCUCCAACUGGAAAAGGAGAACGAUGAUGAGGUGCUCACUGUCGAGAAAGAAACAAUCUCGAAGUAAAAAAAGUCGAAAAGUCUAAUCAAUCGUACUAAUCAAUUAAAUUAAAUGAAAUCUCACACUUCAGUUAUUGAUUUAGUUUGGUGAGGAAUAGGCUAAAGUCAUGAACUAAUGUUCAUUAUCACUCAUUAUUCUUGUUUCACUGAUUCCUUUUGAUUAUUCGGCUUAUCACUGCUGUUCAAUUAGUGUAGUUCGAUAGAUCACUAGUUUAUGAGCCACUCUUUUCUUAGGGGUUCGACCAAAGACUAAUAUGUGGGUUUCAUCGAUCAAUUGAUCAUUGAAUGGUGGGUGGAAGUGGCCUGAAGAUUAAAAUCAAAGACUGACAUUUUUUCAUCGAAACGACGUAUUUUUUUUUCUUCUUUUGGUGAUUACGUGAGCCGUGGAAUUAGUGUCAUAAAGUGGGUGAUCACGUUUUCUCGAGGUGCUUCCCUUAUUUUUUUUGUAUUUACUUUCUUUUAUUUUUUGGUAGUGGAGUGUGAAAAGAGUGGAGAGAGGAGUUUAAAAUAGGCUUGAAGAUUAUUUCGAGGAUAUAUUGGGGAGUAGUGGAUUUAGGAGGAAAAUUUUCAGAGAACUUUCCGUGGGGAAUUUAAUUCUCUUCAAAAAUGAUUUUCUGAAGUUUGUCAAUAAAUCCAGUAGUUUCCAAGAUAUUCAGGGAAUAAACCACAGAGAAGACGCCUUUUAUGUUUGAGACUCAUCAUUCUCAUCACUUCACUGCAGAUUUACUCGGUUCAAUCAUUAAUAAAGCCACAUUUUUUAUUUUGAGAGCAUGAUCGGGAGAGAGAGAACAUGAUAGAAAGUGCCUGGAGCAUUUUAUGAUAUUUAUUAACAGUUAAAACAAUGAUGAAUUAGAUAUAAGUAAGAGUAUGAGGAAAAAUCAAUUAGGUUAAACUAUGCGAGAGCAGCUGCACUGCAAAAUUCAUGAAAAGGAACAUGAUUAGUACAGUAAGGAUUUAAGUUUAUCAACAUUGAGCUCGCAGCUGAAAGACAUUAUUCAUGAUGAUUAUUACGUUUUUUCUUUUUUUAUUCUCUCCGAUCGGAUUGACUUCAACUCUCUUCUCAUUUUUAAAAAUUUUGUUUACGACAAAAUUGAAAAAGUUAAAGAUACCCGACUUAUUUCGCACUAAUCAUAAAUAAAAAAACGUCGGUGAUACUUGGAAUAAGUUUAGUAUAAUUAUAAAGUUGACUAAAGAUUCCUUUAAAAAUGUUAUUGAAAUACUAGUUUUAAUGCGGCUUGUCUUAAUCCAAAAUGUAUAAAACAUUGAUUGGUGUAACAAGUUUAUUUAGUUCAUGUUGGAAAACAUUUCUUUAUUUUUCUUGAGUCAGUUUGAAGGUUCUUUGUACACCGUCAUUACUGAUAUAACUUUGUAUACAGCUCAAAUAUAAAUUUUGUAAUAAAAAAAAUGAAAUUGUUAA